Stereum hirsutum FP-91666 SS1 is the source of this 387-nucleotide messenger RNA. RefSeq lists its product as uncharacterized. The transcript has 2 exons. The coding region runs from base 1 to 387 and encodes 128 amino acids. The record is from RefSeq and is a predicted model, not a curated record. Lineage: Eukaryota; Fungi; Basidiomycota; Agaricomycetes; Russulales; Stereaceae.
AUGGCGAUAAUGAGCUGGGCUGGUGGAUCUGUGGGCUUCAGCAUAGUUCGUGACUUUGUCGCCUCAAGAACGCCCCCGGGUCAACUUCGGAAAUGUCAGGAGCUGCUCGCAGAGGUCGACGAACUCUUGGGAGAGCUCACCGACGAAGAACGUACCCGUAUGGCGCUCCUCAACCCAGAGUUCAUGAGUAGACUGUCGGAGGAUAUUCACACGUGGAAGUGGAUUAAACCCUUGCCAUCAACUUUUCCAUCUGUUACGAUAAACCCGAUAGGCACCCGGCUAAAUGCCAAAAGGGCCGGAGGCGGAGGCUCUUCCGCCUCUCGCCCCCGGUCCCGCGUCACCUCCUGGCCUCCUUCCUUAUCUUAUCAGCCACCCGGCGGGUUGUAA